Quercus robur (English oak) is the source of this 884-nucleotide messenger RNA. RefSeq lists its product as uncharacterized. Bases 124 to 492 code for a protein of 122 amino acids. The record is from RefSeq and is a predicted model, not a curated record. NCBI's taxonomy places the organism in Eukaryota, Viridiplantae, Streptophyta, Magnoliopsida, Fagales, Fagaceae. The transcript is spliced from 5 exons.
CGUUUUCUGUCCUCUAAAACCCGAGCACCACGCCAACGCAGUUGACGGUUGAAGAAGCCGUUCUGAAAAAACUAAGACACCCCCCUACCAAAAAAAAAAAAAAAACCCAACGGAAUAAGAAAAAUGGGGGAAUCUGAGAAUCGAAGCCACCUGGAAAAGACCUUGGAGCCCUUUUACCAAAGAGCUUCUGAAUCUGAGGAACGCUUGUCCAGACUAGAAGCUGCCCUUACAAAUAAGAAGGGUGCUAAAAAUGAGGACCAUUUGAAAUUGAUAAGUGAACUUCAGUCAAAGCUUGAAGAUGCUAAUGCAGAGCUGGUUUUAGAACGAGCAAAGGCGCAAAAGCUUGCUGUGGAAAAUGCAAAACUCCAAUAUCGUAUAACCCAUCUUGUUAAGGCAGCAAAGGAGGCUGAUCUCAAGUUGGAGCAAAUGGAGCAAGUAUUGACAGGGAAGCUGGAUGCCUCGAAGUUGGAGGAUUCUAAGAUUGUGAGCUGAGAGAGACAAAUUUAUGGCACUUCUAUGAGUAGAUUGUGAGCUGAAAGGACAACUUGUGGUACAUUAUAUUUUAGAAUGUUAAUAUGAUGCCCCUUUAUCAUUUAAUGAUUUUCUCGAUAUAGAAGUGGUCUAAUAUGCAUCUCUGCGGGUUGCCAUCUAUAAAAUAUAGUGGUUGUGAUCUUACACAACAUACAUAGAUUUGUCAAUGUACUUGCAAAUGCCUUAAGAGGAAUGUUCUCUAAUUUUGGAUUAUGGUGCCCUUUUCUCUGGGGUUCGGUAAAGCUGAACACAGGGUCAAUUUCUUGUACUUGCUCAUUGUCCCCCAUCUCAUGGAACUUGCUCUUUGUCCAGACUGAAAAGUGUAUGCAAAAAUAGUGAACUUUUUUUUUUUU